Fusarium keratoplasticum is the source of this 1581-nucleotide messenger RNA. Its product is annotated as Fumitremorgin C synthase. The transcript is spliced from 6 exons. NCBI's taxonomy places the organism in Eukaryota, Fungi, Ascomycota, Sordariomycetes, Hypocreales, Nectriaceae. Gene Ontology annotation, molecular function: heme binding; oxidoreductase activity, acting on paired donors, with incorporation or reduction of molecular oxygen; monooxygenase activity. The record is from RefSeq and is a predicted model, not a curated record. The coding region runs from base 1 to 1581 and encodes 526 amino acids.
AUGCUCGCUGUCAUUGUUCUCCCGCUCGCGCUUUGCGGGCUGUUGUACAUGGUCAUGACCAUGGGGAGAAGGGCUAAGCAUCUUCCACCUGGCCCUCCAACAUUGCCAAUACUUGGUAACCUUCAUCAAAUCCCCCAGAAGGGCUCGUACUUGACAUUCACCAAAUGGGCCAAGCAAUAUGGCGGUCUCUACUCGCUGAAGUUAGGCACCGGAACAGCCGUCGUUGUCACGGAUCGACGUAUCGUCAAAGAACUCAUAGACAAGAAGAGCAGCAAAUACAGCAACCGACCCCCCUCAUACGUUUCCCACGACCUGAUAACAUCGGGCGACCACCUAUUGGUCAUGCAGUAUGGCCAACAGUGGCGGACCUUUCGGAAGCUGGUCCAUCAGUAUUUCAUGGAAUCCAUGGUGGAGAAACGUCACGUUGAGGUCCAGAACGCCGAAGCGACACAGAUGCUGCGUGACAUGUGUGUGCGUCCAGACCAGCACAUGCGACAUCCGAAGAGAUACAGUAAUAGCAUCAUCAUGAGCUUAGUCUUCGGUUUUCGGACGCCAUCUGUGGACACCCCCCACAUGACUCAACUAUACGACUUAAUGGAGAACUGGUCUAAGGUGAUGGAGCCUGGCAACACUCCCCCGGUUGAUAUUUACCCAUUCCUGCACUGGGUCCCUCAGAGCUUAUUUGGCAACUGGGUAUCCAGAUCAAAUGAUGUGGGCGCCGAAAUGAACAAAUUGUACGGGUCUGCUCUCGACCGCGUUCGAGAGCGUAGACGAUCCAAGGGAAGCAAAGAUUCCUUGAUGGACUCUCUACUUGAGCAGGAAGACAAGCUAGGUCUUACCAACCAUCAGCUCUACUUCCUUGGCGGUGUUUUGAUGGAAGGUGGAUCGGAUACCUCGAGUUCCAUCAUCCUUGCGUUUAUUCAAGCUAUGACUAAAUGGGGUCAUGUGCUUGUCAAAGCCCAAGGGGAGAUUGAUAGCGUUGUAGGCGAAGACCGGACCCCAGUGUGGGCAGACUACACCAAGUUGCCGUACGUGGCGACGAUUGUCAAAGAGGCUCAGAGGUGGAGGCCAGCCGUGCCGCUUGCAUUCCCACACGCUGCUGCUGAAGAUGAUUGGAUUGACGGCCAGUUUAUCCCCAAGGGAACUGUUGUCAUCCUGAACGCCUGGGGAAUGCAUCAUGACCAGAAGCGAUUCCCAGACCCCGACACCUUUGACCCUGACCACUACAAAGGCCAGACCACCCUUGCCCCAGAGCUCGCAGCUUCGGCAGACUAUGGAAGUCGCGACCAUUAUGGUUAUGGCUCGGGUCGGAGGAUUUGUCCUGGCAUUCACUUGGCCGAGCGAAACUUGUUUUUGGCUAUUGCCAAGAUAAUCUGGGCGUUCUCUAUUAAGCCAGCAGUAGAUGAGCAGGGCAAGGAGGUCGAGCUUGACAUCAACCCUCAGACUGGGUACGGGGAAGGCUUUCUCCUCUGUGUAAAGGACUUCCCUUGCAAGAUCACGCCAAGAUCUGAAGCUCGACGGGAGACGAUUAUGAGGGAAUUCAACGAAGCCCAAAAGGUUUUCUCGAAAUUUGAUGCCUAG